Scheffersomyces stipitis CBS 6054 is the source of this 1484-nucleotide messenger RNA. It is a transcript of the gene TIF, whose product is annotated as translation initiation factor eIF4A. The transcript has a single exon. The record is from RefSeq and is a predicted model, not a curated record. The coding region runs from base 58 to 1251 and encodes 397 amino acids. NCBI's taxonomy places the organism in Eukaryota, Fungi, Ascomycota, Pichiomycetes, Serinales, Debaryomycetaceae. Gene Ontology annotation, molecular function: ATP binding; RNA binding; RNA helicase activity.
UCCUUUUUUGUGAAUCCCAGCAAAGUUCUUGUUAUUUUACACAUAAACUCAGCAAUCAUGUCCUCCGACGGUAUUAAGGAAAUUGACUCCGAUUUGAUCGAAACCAACUACGACAAUGUCGUGUACAAGUUCGAUGACUUGAACUUGAAGCCUAACAUCGUGAGAGGUAUCUUUGGUUACGGUUACGAAACCCCAUCGGCCAUUCAACAAAGAGCUAUCUUGCCAAUCACUGAAGGUCGUGAUGUCCUUGCCCAGGCCCAAUCCGGUACCGGUAAGACUGCCACUUUCACCAUCUCUGCCUUGCAAAGAAUUGAUGAAAACGAAAAGAGCACCCAAGCCUUGAUCUUGGCUCCAACCAGAGAAUUGGCUCUUCAAAUCAAGAACGUCAUUACUUCCAUUGGUUUGUACUUGAACGUGACUGUCCAUGCCUCCAUUGGUGGUACCUCUAUGCAAGACGAUAUCGAAGCCUUCAGAUCAGGUGUCCAAGUCGUUGUUGGUACUCCAGGUAGAGUUUUCGACAUGAUUGAAAGAAGAUACUUCAAGACCGAAAAGGUCAAGAUGUUCAUUAUGGAUGAAGCCGAUGAAAUGUUAUCGUCUGGUUUCAAGGAACAAAUCUACAACAUUUUCCGUUUGUUGCCAGAAACUACCCAAGUCGUCUUGUUGUCUGCCACUAUGCCUCAAGAUGUGUUGGAAGUCACCACCAAGUUCAUGAACAACCCUGUCAGAAUCUUGGUCAAGAAGGACGAAUUGACCUUGGAAGGUAUCAAGCAGUUCUACAUCAACGUCGAAUUGGAAGACUACAAGUUCGACUGUUUGUGUGACUUGUACGACUCCAUCUCCGUCACCCAGGCCGUUAUCUUCUGUAACACCAGAUCUAAGGUCGAAUUCUUGACCACCAAGUUGAAGGCUGAAAACUUCACUGUCUCUGCCAUCCACGCCGACUUGCCCCAAGCCGAAAGAGACACAAUCAUGAAGGAAUUCAGAUCUGGUUCCUCCCGUAUCUUGAUUGCUACCGACUUGUUGGCUAGAGGUAUCGAUGUCCAACAGGUCUCUUUGGUCAUCAACUACGACUUGCCAUCUAACAAGGAAAACUACAUCCACAGAAUCGGUAGAGGUGGUCGUUUCGGUAGAAAGGGUGUAGCCAUCAACUUUGUCACCGAAAGAGACGUUGGUAUGAUGAGAGAAAUCGAACAAUUCUACUCCACUCAAAUCGAAGAAAUGCCUGCUGAUAUCGGUGCUUUGUUUAACUAAGCUGCUUAGUUCAUUAUGUAAUUUUAAUUCCAUAGUUUCUCUUUGUCAUUUAUAUUUGGUCGAAUACAAAAUUCUGAAAAUUUACUAUCUCUGGGUAUUUGACCUAAAAGAAUAAUAUUUCGCAUUGUGUGGUAGUUGAAUCAUAGAGCUGUAAUUGGAACCGAAUAGAAAGGAAACUUCUGUUUGACAAUAUAAUUCUAUCUACUUCUUACUUUCACGGCAGUAAUCCCUAG